AUGAUAUUAUUAUAUAAAUACCUACUACGGUUAAUAUGUGUUCACUUCACUACCAGUAAAUUUGUCGGACUUUUUGGCGGGAACGCGAGGAGUGAAGUUAUGUGAUUUAUUUUAUUUUGUCUAUUUAGUGUUUCUUCGGUAUAAAAAAUAUUUUAAAUAUCCAAAGGCGAUUUUCUAGUAAACUGAAAUGCACCGAUAUCUAAACAAAAUGGAUAAAGUAUCCGACGAUGUGAAACAACAAGUAGAUCAAUUAAAGGAAUGGGCGAACCGGCAACCGAAUUUGCCCAAGGAUAUAGAAGACGCAAUUCUUUUACAAUUCCUACACAGCUGUUACUAUGACUUGGACAAGUCGAAGGUCACGUUGGAGUUGUUCUGCGGCAUACGUUCGUCGUCACCUGAACUGUUCACCAACAGAGAUCCUUCGUCGCCGCCAAUGAAGAAGGCUUUGCAAAUUCUAAACCUCGCCCACUACGAAAUACCGGGAAGAAGAUUCGUGUGGAUAUGGCAAUUAAAUGACCCGUCUUUGGAAAAUUACGACUACGUACAAGAUGCCAAGGUUUUCAUGUUAACUACGGAUUCUUGGUUGCUGAGCGAUAAGAAGCUUGAGGAAGACGAUAUGGUUAUAAUGGACGUUAAAGAUAUUUCAUUGAAAUUUAUCACGAAAUUCAACGUGUCCGUUGCAAAGAAACUAUCGAAAUAUCAGGAGGACGCAAUGCCGAUACGUCUGAAGCAGAUUCACAUUGUGAACGCCCCUCCGUUUGUAGACAAAUUGUACGCGUUGUUGAAGCCUUUCAUGAAGCAAGAAAUUACGAAUAUGAUACAUUUCCACACGCCGAAUUCACAAACCCUUUACGAUUUCGUGAAGAAAGAAGAUCUGCCUUCCGACUAUGGUGGUACGAGGAAAAGCAUGGUGGAAUUCAACAAAGAUGCUAUGGAACUGUUGGAGAGUAGAAAGGAAAUUCUCAGUGACGAUAAUCUGUGGAGAGUCGAGAAGAAAUCGAAGAACAAAAAUGAAUUUUCAUCUGAUGUCGGAUCGUUCCGAACUCUUGCCAUAGAUUAAGUUUUGCAUAAGACUGAUUUGUCGAGAUCCUUAAAGAUUAAAAUUACAAUGGUUUCUAUAAUUAAAUCUCAAUCGUAGGAUAACUUCGAAGCUCGAAAGCACAAGACAAUAAUUCGAGAAAGUUUCUCGAACAUUCUGAAAUAACAUUAUUUAUGUAACUAUUUAUAAUUACAUCCACAAAACAAAAUAAAUCGCAUUAUUUUAAAGUUUGUUUCCAAUAUCAUAAUACUUAAUAUUUUCUUCGGAUUUGCAUUAUUUUAAAGUUUGUUUCCAAUAUCAGACAUACAUAAUCAAAAUUACUUUUAAAGUUUAAUUUCGCGUUUUUUCUUGUCAUUAAAUUAUACGCUAUUAUAACCUUACUCAUCCGUAACUACGAAACUAGUACUAGAAAACUGUAAAGUAUUUGACGCCUCCGAAAUAACAUAAUGACAAUAAAAAAAACAUUAGAUUAAAUCGUGAAAGCAAUUAUAAUUCUAUCAUAAAAACACUUUUUCGUAUUCACGUCCGAUUUUGUAUUAAGCUACCAACUUAAUAACACUGAGGCGCCAACGCGAGAAGCAAGCCCGCCAUAAUUGAAAUACCCGGCUAUUGACCUCAACCGUAACGCAUGACCAUUUCGCCGCAGUGAUAGGCAGGACGACAGAACUUUACUACCUACCAGCAAUCAUAACAGCUCAUGUUUCUGGUUUAAUUUUAACGACACGAUGAUAUUUGAGCUCCGAUUUCAUCAUAGACCUAUAUAGGUUUCCUACUUCAUUGGAUUUCAUUCAAUCCGAAAACACCGUGACGACAUAUUAAGUGUAUAAUCUAUGGUGACGACCGCGUGUAUUUAUUAUCUAUGGUGACGACUUUAAAAUUAGCGCAAAGGAAUUUUCAAGGCUAUGCCUAUGCUUCGAAAAUUAUUACCUCAAUAAUGUUACCACUUCAAUUAAUGUCUUUAUGAGCUUUCAUUGAUAUUUUGUUAAGUUAUUUGGAUUAUUUAUAUUAUAUAUUUUUUACAUCUUUGUUUUUGAUAAUAUGAAUAUUCGAAUGUAAACGCACCAGUUUAAUGUCUCAUUAUAAUUAAACAUAUCGACGCUUGAAAGGCAAACGUGACUAAGCGACAAUAACUGCUUUGUACAUAAAUGAUAGGCAAUAACCAUAUUCGAUGCGCAAAAAAUAUAUAUUUCUAGGUCUAUUAAAAUCAUUUAAAUCCUACAGCUAGAUUCGUUAAAAUAUAAUUUUUUUCAGGUAUUUCAACUUUAAAUUAGUCUACUGUAAAGUUCACGCAUUGUCGCUUAGUCAUAUUUGCCUUUCAAGCGUCGAUAUAUAGGUACUCAUCGAAAUUAUAUUUUACAUCUCAAUUACUUGGUAGAUUUAUGUGAUUCGUUACGUUUAUGCGAAAUAGUUUACAGAUAGAAUAAUUGUUGUUUUUUUUUUCGAAAUUAUGUAGCAAUAUAACUAUUCAACAGAACUAAUGAAUUCGAUUAAAAUCUAAAUGCUAUAGUAUAGUUAUACUAUAUCUAAUAAUAUAGUUGCUGCAUGAUAAAAAAAACCUCAAAGGCUCUGUCUAUUCACAGAAUGUGUGUUAAAUUACCAAGAUCUUCGUAGUGGAAUUAAAGAAGUGACUGAAUAAUAAUAAUAAUAAUAAUAAAAAAGAAAUCAUGUUACUACAAAGUAAGAAAGAACAUAAUUGGAACUUUUGAACGGAAGAGAUGACAUAAUGUCCAAUUUCUUCUUCCCUCCUUUGUUACCUAAUAAUGUAUGUACAAAGUAUGUAGUAGUUCUCAUUAUUUUUGAGUUUGAUUUUAUUUCGCACAAAAGUCUCUUUGGUCAGUUCUCUCUGUUGAGUCACACAAUUUGUUAUUAAGACCAGUGUCGGUUUUUGUACAAUAAUCAUUUCAGUAGUUUUUUUUAAGCACUAGUGAUGUUUCCUAUUACGAAGAUAAAGUCAAAUAGAUUUCAUUUAAAAAAAAACAUUUAAAAGGUGUGUGUUAUUGGAUUAGUUGUUACAAAGUUAAGUUGACACAAUUAAUCACUGAAUAAACUCAGAUAUAAUCACGUAUGUAUCUUAAUCUAAAAAAAACACUUCAAAGUCAAUACAAAUUACAAACUAUUAGAUAAUGUGAUUAUAAAUGUUAUAUAUGCGUGUGUAUUUAGAGGUAUUAACGGAACCUUCGCGGGAAUUUUUGAUGAAAAAUGCUAAUAAAGGCAUUAAGUCCGCCAUAAAUAAAUAAAUAAUAGAAAAUAUUUUUAUUAUUUGGUGAAAGUGAAUACAACAUUCCGUAUUUAUAAGUAAGACAACCUGAAUAGGUAGUUAUUUUUAUAUAUUCUCUGUUUUUUUUUUGUUGUUGUUCUAAACGUAAGGUGUUGCGAUUUUUUAAUAAAUUUUUAGAUUAUGUA
Bombyx mori (domestic silkworm) is the source of this 3442-nucleotide messenger RNA. Its product is annotated as alpha-tocopherol transfer protein-like. The transcript is spliced from 7 exons. The coding region runs from base 188 to 1060 and encodes 290 amino acids. NCBI's taxonomy places the organism in Eukaryota, Metazoa, Arthropoda, Insecta, Lepidoptera, Bombycidae. Gene Ontology annotation, cellular component: membrane. The record is from RefSeq and is a predicted model, not a curated record. Gene Ontology annotation, molecular function: phosphatidylinositol bisphosphate binding.